AUGUCACCCAUGGAGUCUGCUCACAUCGUUGACGAGGAAUUUCCCCCAUCGAAAUCGCACCAGUCGCGGGCCUGGCGUCACCACAACCCUCUCCAUCAUCACUAUCAGCAAGAUGCCAUUACAGAACCCCUCCCCUCAACUUAUUAUCACCAUAAGGCUAAGAGGAAGAGCUCUGCAAGUUCGUCAAAUUCCUCAUCUUCUUCAUCAUCCUCAUCUUCUAAAUCUACGUUUGUGCCGCCAACAUGGAUAGAACAGAAAAUCACUCAACUGGACUGUGCCAAGUUUGUUCCCUCUGUCAAAUAUCCCGAUCGCUGUGGCUGUGGACGCUUUCCGGAGGAACACGAUCUGGACGUGCUCCGGGAGGCCCGCGCGAACACCCCGCCUUCCCCCUCGUACCAACCCGAACGGUGGCAGGUGAAAACGCACACUCGAGAGGUCCCCACAACCGCCUUCGGCACCGUCGAAUUCCAAGGCGGACCGCACCCCACCAAGGCCAGGUAUGUAAGAAUCAGCUACGAGACAGCGCCGGAGACAGUGGUUCAGCUGCUGCUACGCGAGUGGCGUCUGCGCGUGCCCAGUCUGGUCAUCUCCGUGCUCGGGGGGCUGGCGAAUGCGCCGCUGCAGGCCAAGCUCGGCUCGGUUGUGCAACGCGGCCUCCUCAGAGCCGCCAAAACCACCGGCGCCUGGGUCAUCACCAACGGACUCGACACUGGCGUGACUCGUCACGUGGGCGAGGCUCUGGGCGAGGAAGUGCACGUUCGCGGCUCCAAGAUCGUCGCGCUGGGAAUAGCGCCUUGGGGCGUCGUGCAGCAGCGAGAUAUGCUCAUUGGAAUAGAUCACACUUGUCAGUACCACGCACAGGGAACAUUAGCGGGUCGACAGGAGACCGCUUUGAAUCCCCACCACAACUACUUCCUUUUGGCUGAUAACGGAACUUCGGGAAAAUUUUCUACUGCCGAGAUCUGUCUUCGUCGUCGUCUGGAGCAGUACCUUGCUCAACAGCCAAUCGGACUGCGCAGACUCGGAGGUCACAAGUCUCGAGUGCCAGUGGUGGGCCUGUUGAUCGAGGGGGGCCACCAGACCUUCCGGACGGUCUUCGAGUUGCUCACAGGAAGAAACCCCGUCCCCGUGGUCAUUUGCGAUGGCUCUGGGCGUGCUGCUGACCUCCUAUCCUUCAUGUACCACUACGCAGGCCCCGACGGUGAUUUGGUUCCGCAUCUACGACGCCAGGUCAUCGCAAACAUUGCACGAACAUUCCAAAUCAAGCAGGCCGAAGCCGAAAGCCUCUACCUCGAUAUGAAACUAUGCAUGAGGCGUCGCGACCUUUUGAGCGUAUUUCAAAUGGGAGAUGGCACAUCGGACGAAAUUGACCUCACCAUUCUCACGGCUUUACUUCAGGCUCCGGGCCAAAAUCUCACACCGGCUGACCAGCUUUCAUUGACCAUGGCCUGGCAGAGGCCCGAUAUUGCUCGUUCCCGCAUUCUGGUCAACGCCAACGACUGGUCGAAACCAGCGCUUGAUAGUGCAAUGACCGACGCCCUCAUCAACGACCGCCUGGAGUUUGUUCAGCUCCUGCUGGAAAAGGGCCUUGACGCCUACAACUUCCUCACAGUUCGCCGACUCGAGGAGCUCUAUGCUGUCUCGUACGCCUGGAAAAAUCACUUCUGCAGCCGGCUCUUUAAAAAGCUCCUCGGAGCCCGCGCGGUCGUCUCACUUCGCUCAAUCGGUCAACUCUUAGAACAGGUGAUAGGCAACGGAUACCAGCAUCCAUAUUGUUCAAAGCAAUUCGACGCCCAUCUUCGAACCGUCGUUCUAGUAUCGAAACAGCCUGGAAGAUCUCGGCAACGUUGGUCGGGUUAUCCAGGCUCCAACACCAACUCCGGUCCGCCCUCCACCAGACACGGCAGCGACGGCGGCUCGACCUCCGCGUGGACACUGCCCAAUACCUCUGCCUCAAUAUCGGCUGAGUGGGAUUCCGGUGACUACGCGCCCUCCCUCGAUUACUACGGAAACAGAGUUGGUGGCGGUGGUGGCGAAACUGUUGUCUGCUUCCGCUACCCCUACUCUGAACUCCUGCAAUGGGCGCUCCUCACGUGCCGAUUCUCUCUGGCUCGAUACAUGGUGCUUUCUGGUGAAGAAGCUAUUGCUAAGGCUCUACUGUCUGUACGCAUUCUGCGUGGGAUGCGGAAGUUUAUGGAUGUGGAAUCAGAAACAGAACUCAUCAAGGUCAUCCGGGCACAAGAAGAAGUCUUCGAGAACUUGGCGGUGGAACUGCAGGAAUAUUGUCACCGACACGACCCAGCACAAACCCGUCGUCUGUUGACGUACGAACUGAGGAACUUCUCACGCAACACCUGUCUGUCGCUGGCCUACAUGUGCGAGUCAAAGUCAUUCAUCGCCCACCCCUGUGCACAGGCCAUUCUCACUGACCUCUGGUAUGGAGGACUGCGGGAGGGUCGAUUCGUCUCCGCCAAGGUCACUCUAAUUCUCAUGGGACUCGCGGCUCCACCUAUCUAUCCCUUUAUUGCGCUCUGCUUCACUUCGUCGAAAUUCCUCGAGUUCAAGACGCGGGAGGAAUUGUCGGCUCAGCCUCAGACCUGGGAGGAGCACCUCGAUGAGAUGGACAGUUCUUCAAGUUCAAGCUCUUCGUCCACUUCAAGUAGCAGCAGCAGUUCCUCCUCUCGCAGUUCUAGCAACGUGGAUAGCACGCGCGGAAAAGCAGCACAUCUGUUUCUUCCACCCAUCCGUCCAAUACACCAGCGACCCUUAUCCGAUCCACCCCCGCGACGACGGUGGCUCGACGUCGGUGCAGAUUACCAAAAGAAAGACGAAAAUACUGACGAUAUAGUUGCAGUAGAGGAGGGUAGGUGUUCCCAGGCAGUGGAGGACACGGUGGAGGGCGAAGUGCCCGCAAAGGACGGCCGACCGACGAGAAUCCGCGCGUACUCCGACACCAUCUCCGGGGCGCAGAAGGCCUACUUCGUCCGCCUGUCGGAGGCAAUCAAUGCCUCGGCAAAACUCUCAGUCGUCAAUGAGCUGGUCGAUUCCCCAGAAUCUCCUCAGGAGGAGGGCCUAGAGGAGGUGGAGGAGGUGGAGGCAGAGGCAGAGGCGGAAGAGGAGGCCGAAACCAAACCUCUGCCAACGAUUCAGGUGGAUGGCGUCGCGCUCUCUGACCAUGAACUGAGCGUCGAAAUUAUAAGCCCGAGGGGUACCAGAACAGAUGGCUCGGAGAGGCAAACAGCGCCUCGCUUGAACGAAGAGUCCGACGGCUCCUUGCCAUCCGCCGUUAAAAAGGCUCUCGUGGAGGAGGACGUGGCCGGUGAGAAGCGCCAUCAUCACCGUUCGCGCCGAAGGAAUUCCAGGUCCGUCGGGGAUCUCUUCGCGGUAGCGCAACCCCCAGCGUCUGCCCACCGGACCUCGCAGCCCACGCGAAGAAGCGAGGUCGCGGGUGCGGCGCGUGUCCCGCCUCCACGAACCGGCUCUGACGACAGGCCUAGUUCGAAUGCGCCAGGUCACCGUCCAUCCAGCCAGAAUGCUUUCAUACCGGAAGGCGGUCCGUCGAUUCACCAGCGACCUCGGUCGUCUGCAGUGCCGAUUAGGCGGCUGCACAACGGUUCCCAGGUGUACUCCUCGUCGCUCAUACACGACUACUCUUACGGCCGGUCCAUCGGCGGUCCACCGCCGCCGCUGUUCAGCUACGGUCCGGGCACGGGGGUCGCCGACCCCGGCUCUGCAGAGAGCUCCAGCGGCGCUCUCCAGCACCAACUGUCGUGGCGCAAAAAGGUCUACGAGUUCUUCUCAGCCCCAGUGACACGAUUCUACCUCCACGUGCUAAUGUAUUUGGUCUUCCUGCUAAUGUACAUCUGCUACUGCCUGGUCUGCGUGCCCUACCAAACAGUGAACGCCUUGGAGAUGUACAUCUACCUCCACAUCCUCACGUACGCCUUCGACAAAUUUAGAGAGGUGAGUGGCCGUUCGGCAGCACUGUUUAUCCCUGUCCUUCGGGUGACACUUUCUCCGGGAAUCAGUUAUCGCCAGAAGUUGUGGGUCCAUUUGACAGCCUUCUGGAACGUCUACGACUUCGUCUUGAGUUUCUUCUCUGUCCUGGGCGUGCUUGUGCGAAUGAUUGGCCUUCGCCACCGUUUAGUCUUCCUCUGGGGCCGCAAUAUUCUCGUUUGCUGUUGCUCUUUCUGGUUGAUGCGCUUUCUCGAGUUGAUGCAAAUUUGGCGAUUCUCCGGGCCCUACAUCUACGUCAUCGUGAAGAUGCUGCAGGCCAUGAUUCCCUUGUUGAGCCUCGUAUUCCUCCCCUUAGUUGCCUUCGGAACCAUGCGAGAGGGCAUCAUGGUGAUGAAUAGGACCAGUGUUACCGUUGAGGGCAUCAAGGACAUCCUUCUGGAGCCCUACUUCAUGCUUUACGGCGAGGUCUAUGCACCUGAGAUCGAUCCCAAAGACUGGAAUGUCAAUUUGGACGAAACACCCCUCUACCAAAUGGUUCCCAUCACCGACGUGAUCUACCUUCUCUACUCCAUUGUCCUAAUGCUCAGUGUAAUAAUCGCCGUCUUCAACAGCAUCUACUCUCGCGUGCUGGCCCAGUCGGAGCUCAUCUACAAGUACCUUCGCUACUCCAUCAUCAUCGAGUACGAGUCCCGCCCCCUCCUCCCGCCGCCUUUCAUCAUCAUCUCUUGGCUCUACGCCAUCGGACGCUCUCUCUACCGUCGAUUUUGUCGAAGCCAGCAUUGCUGUCGCGGCUGUCGUCGGAUUUGCAAGCGCUUCCGACGAUGUCGACGCAACCUACGCCGGCGGUGCUUCCGUUCACGUCGGAAAUCGUCCUCCAGCAGCUCCUCCUCAUCUUCCUCCUCCUCGUCGUCGUCAUCGUCGUCGGAGGUGCGAUCCUCGUCCCGCGGGAACUCCUUCGACAUCGGCCACAUUUUCGCGCCAGGCGUAGCAAAGUCGCAGGCUGGUCAGCAGUCUGGCGGUCUAAAGCUCUUUUUGAAGCCCGAGGAAGUGGAGAAGCUGCACGACUUUGAGGAGGAGUGCGUCGAGGAGUACUGGCGGGAAAAACAGAAGGCUGAAAAAAAGCAGUCUGAAAUGCAGCUCGAAAAUAUCAGUGCUCGUCUUGGCACAAUGCAGUACCGGCUUGGAGAGGUUCAUAUUCAGCAGCAGCAACUUCGAGGUGCGUUUCAUUCGUUGGAAGAGGAGAUGCUUGCUGGUCAUGAGGAGGUCAUGUCGUACAUCGACGAAUAUCACCACGAGAAGCCAAUUCGCAGACGCCCGCUUGCCUCGUCGGCUCUCCGGGCUCAUUCACCCACGACACGCGACGACGGCGACGACCCUCUCCUCCUCGGCAGCCUACUGUGGCUUCUCUCAAAGUUCGCCGAAAAGGAAUCAACAGGCACGAGGAGGCGAGAAAGGACGUUCGGUGGCACAGCAGCAGCCGCGUCAUCGUCGAUUUGUCGUCGUCGGCCUUUUGCCACAAAUCUCUCCUCUCACACGGAAGAGGAGGAGGAGGGAGAUGAGGAGGAGGACGAGUGCACUGACCUCCCGAAGGACCCCUCGCCGCCCCCUCCCGCCGACGACUGUUCCAACAACACUCCGAUUCCACUCGAUGCCAGCACCAGAAGCAGACCUGUCAGACCACGUCAAACACAUCGCCUCCGGAAUGAGGCUCGGCGCCGACGGAGGAGGGAGAUUGUGGUUUCCAGCGACGACGACGAGGACAGCGACGACGAGGGCGCCAAGUGUCAGUCCUUUGUGGGCAAUUCUGCCCGCGACUGGAUCCGCAUGCUCGGUGAACGCGUCAUUGAAAUGCAACAGAGGGAGAAGACGCGGCAAUCGCACGACCGUGAGCAGAGUCCCUUCCUCCUGCGCGCCCGCCAUUACGCAUCCCUUUCACCCACACCGCCACCACCACCGCUCUCGCACCUCGCUAGCCACACCUCAGCUAACAACCCCUCCUCAUUUCCCGGGUUUUUCGACAAGGACCACUUCCAUGGCAUUGGGAAGCAGCAGCCGCUGCAGCGUCACCGCAGUUCAAACCUGUCAGUCUAUGGUCGUCACGUGCGCCUCUCUGCUGUGGCGCAGCACGCCAUCCGCAAAGAAUACACCACCAUCCUCGAUGACAUUGACAUCUCGCAUCUGCUUCGGCGCUUCACCGGCAGCCCUCCUUUGCGCGUGCGGCUGAUGUCAACCCGACAGCCCAGCAACAAGCCCGAUGGGGUCCCGCGUCGACCUGAACACCGUUCACCUAUUGCCCUACGGAGGUUCCAUGAAACACGCUCAACAUCCCCGCGGAACUCGUUUUGCCAUUCCCCCUCUGGGCGGUGCCUCUCCCCACCCGAGCUGGUCAUGCCCGCGCACGACAUCACCGCGUGCUCGUCUCUGACUGUCGUCGAAGCCGCCGAGCCCUUGGGAAUGCACGGCACGCAUUCCUUGGCGCCAGCAGCAGCAGCAGCCGCAGUGAUGUGUGUAUCCGAUGUCUGGAACGACGCAGCUACAGCACUGGAGGUGAGGACUAGCAGCGCAGUUGCUGUCGAGCUUGUGGACCCCGACCUAGAUCUCGACUACAUCCCUGAGGCCUCCACGGAGGCGUUUCCGGUCCCGCAGCCUGCCGAAGAGGACGCCGGCCACCAGGAUCCCUCACUCUCCUCCACUUGGCUUCCAAGUCGACGGCUGCAAUGUCGAACCCCCGAUAACUCAUCGCACCAUGUGUGA
Mesocestoides corti is the source of this 6711-nucleotide messenger RNA. NCBI's taxonomy places the organism in Eukaryota, Metazoa, Platyhelminthes, Cestoda, Cyclophyllidea, Mesocestoididae. The record is from the annotation of a GenBank genome assembly.